UAUUAAAUUAUAACGCUAAAGCCGGUGAAUAAAGAAACCAUAUUGAUAUUGCAGCAAAUAUGUAUAUCUACAAAUAGUUAAGUGCCAUAAAACGCUUAAAGAAAUGACUAAUCCAACAUUUCUGAAGGAAAUGGAACAUAGGCACCUUCAAAGGGAAAAGAGAAUAUCUAAUUCCAAAUCUCUGAACGUUCGUUUGCUAUUCUGUUUCAUUUUGUGAAAACGUUGAAGGUAUAUGCUACCUGGCAAAUUACCCGCUGCAUAAUAAACGAUGACAGUAAAGCUCAUUUAUCUACAUUAAGUUAUUUGGAUAAUCCAAACGUUUUGGAAAGACAUGAACGUUAAACGCAAUUUACGGCACGAUCUAUUCCAAUGAAUGUCAUAGGUACAAAAGCUAGCACAAUUAAAUUUAGUGAACUAAAGUCACG
Spodoptera exigua (beet armyworm) is the source of this 425-nucleotide messenger RNA. The record is from the annotation of a GenBank genome assembly. NCBI's taxonomy places the organism in Eukaryota, Metazoa, Arthropoda, Insecta, Lepidoptera, Noctuidae.